AUGGUAAUUGGUCUAUUUACCCUUUGCACUCUUCGUCUGAGUGAUUCCCAUCAACAUCAUUCAGCUGCUCGUCGAGCGAGAAUUGUGACAACUGGAAAUCCUGUCGAUGCCGAUCCACCCAUCUGGCGGAUGGAUGAGCUGUGUAACCGCUGGCGACACAGACGACAAAUGGGACCUUUUGCUGCCACUUCCUUUUCAGCUUCUUCGGAUGAGGUGGAACCGAUUGUGUCCAACACAGAUGCCUUUGAUUCUUUCCCCAUAGUGCAGACUCAGGCACCAUCAAGUAGACUGAGUGAAUCGAUUUCACGAGCAAUGGCUGUCUGGCCGCCAAUUCCCAGUGGGCCUGCGCCGACUCGAAACGAAGUGUUUGGGACAGAUCCUGCAUUAAUUACCCAUCCACCCCCAAUAGCUCCAAUGAGCAGAGCUGAACGACGGGAAGCCAGAGGAAGAUGUCGUCCUCCUGAUCAAUCUUCUACUGAAGGAAGGACCAAUUCACCAACAAUUGGCCGAAAUCGUUCCGAAAUUGAUGAGAGCCCUAUUCCAGCUUCGCCUAUGAGAGAACCCCAUUCACCGUCUUCUCCCAGCCUAAAGAAAGGAUCGAAAUCAGACACGAAUCAAUGCUAUUGUAAUCACUAA
Molecule: messenger RNA, 636 nt
Organism: Rodentolepis nana
Lineage: Eukaryota; Metazoa; Platyhelminthes; Cestoda; Cyclophyllidea; Hymenolepididae
Source: the annotation of a GenBank genome assembly